AUGCUUUGUUCAUUACUGACGUGGUUCGGACUGUACGUCGGCGCUAUUUGGUUGUACGAAAAUCUUCGUACUCCCGUGCUGUUGGUACUGAGAAGCAUUAAGCAGUUAGUGUUCCGCCAGAAACUCUCUCAGCGAUACGGCAAAUGGGCCGUAAUCACCGGUGCAUCGGAUGGCAUUGGGAAAGGUUACGCACAUUAUCUCGCCCGGAAGGGUAUGUCGAUAGUGUUGGUUGCUCGCAAUGAAGUCAAGCUCGCUAAAGUGGCUGCCGAAAUCAAAUCAAAACAUGGCGUGGAGACGAAAGUGGUGGUGGCCGAUUUCUCCAAGGGACGAGAGAUCUAUCCACAUCUGGAAAAGGCGCUCGUUCCGUUGGACAUAGGUAUCCUGGUGAACAAUGUUGGCGUUUCCCACGAUACGCCCAUGUACGUGGACGAGAUAUCGCAGGAGGUGCUAUGGGACUUGAUCAAUGUAAAUGUGGCCUCUGCAACACUGUUGUGCAAUAUCCUAAUACCCUCGAUGAAGCGUCGCCAACGUGGCCUUAUCGUGAACGUUUCCUCAAUCGCGUCAGUGUGUCCAUCGCCCUGUUUGGCGACAUAUGCCGCAUCGAAAGCUUACCUGACAAACUUUUCGGUGGCUUUGCGAGAUGAGCUGAGUCCCUUCGGUGUUGAGGUCCAAACCGUGCGACCCUCGUUUGUCCAUACCAAUAUGACGGAGUUCUUGGUGAAGGGUGUUAAGAAUCCAUGGAUAAAAAAGUUUUUGGUUAAUGUGGAUAAUUUCAUUGGGUACGCGGGAUGCACGAUCGGAAAGGUUGACAUAACCACGGGUCACUGGUCUCACGGUCUACAGAUUGCGGGGCUCUACUUGCUGCCGGAGUUUUUACGAGUUUUUAUCUUUGGACUAAUUAACAAAAAGGGACGACGUGAUUUUUAUGUUAAACGGCAGAAAAAAUCGCGAUAG
This is a messenger RNA of Anopheles marshallii, 954 nucleotides long. Its product is annotated as inactive hydroxysteroid dehydrogenase-like protein 1. Lineage: Eukaryota; Metazoa; Arthropoda; Insecta; Diptera; Culicidae. Gene Ontology annotation, molecular function: oxidoreductase activity. The coding region runs from base 1 to 954 and encodes 317 amino acids. Gene Ontology annotation, cellular component: endoplasmic reticulum. The transcript is spliced from 3 exons. The record is from RefSeq and is a predicted model, not a curated record.